Messenger RNA from Trifolium pratense (red clover), 885 nucleotides. Its product is annotated as protein P21-like. Bases 32 to 709 code for a protein of 225 amino acids. Gene Ontology annotation, biological process: defense response. Gene Ontology annotation, cellular component: extracellular region. The record is from RefSeq and is a predicted model, not a curated record. The transcript has a single exon. Lineage: Eukaryota; Viridiplantae; Streptophyta; Magnoliopsida; Fabales; Fabaceae.
CAAUACUAACACAUUACACACUCUUUUCAAAAUGACUCCUCUCAUAAAAACCUUUCUAUUUUCUUUUUUUCUCAUCACUCUCUCCUUCCCCUAUACACAGGCAGCACAAUUCGACAUCAAAAAUAAUUGUAGGGACACCGUAUGGGCUGCCGCUGUGCCAGGUGGCGGUAGGCAACUAAACUCGGGAGAAAUGUGGACCAUCAACGUAGCUGCAGGUACCAAAGCGGCCCGUAUUUGGGCCCGAACUGGUUGCAGCUUCGACAGUUCAGGCAACGGUCAUUGUGAAACCGGUGACUGCGGCGGAUUACUAAAUUGCCAAGCUUACGGUACACCCCCUAACACACUAGCGGAAUACGCUUUAAACCAAUACAUGAAUUUAGACUUUUUUGACAUUUCUCUUGUAAAUGGAUUCAACGUUCCUAUGGAUUUUAGUCCAACGUCUAAUGGUUGUACACGUGGCAUUCAAUGUACCGCUGAUGUUAACGGACAGUGUCCUAGUGAACUUAAAACACAAGGGGGUUGUAACAACCCAUGUACGGUUUUUAAAACCGAUAAUUACUGUUGUAAUUCUGGUAAUUGUGGACCCACUGAUUAUUCAAAAUAUUUUAAGGGUAAGUGUCCUGAUGCUUAUAGUUACCCAAAGGAUGAUGCCACAAGUACAUUCACUUGCAAUGGUGGAACCAAUUACAAGGUUGUCUUUUGCCCAUGAAGUGAUGAACAUGAACCAUGAAUGCGUACACUAAAUAUAGAGAAUAAAUUGAAAAAGGGAAAGGUGCAUGAUGUGUGUGCACUUUAAUUGUGAGCUUAUCUAUAUAUGAUGAACAAAUCUAAAUGAUGUAUGUUUGAGAUCAUUAUAAAUAAAUUUUCAUGAAAUUAAGAAAAAAA